This is a messenger RNA of Tachysurus fulvidraco (yellow catfish), 3690 nucleotides long. RefSeq lists its product as uncharacterized. The record is from RefSeq and is a predicted model, not a curated record. The coding region runs from base 227 to 2446 and encodes 739 amino acids. Gene Ontology annotation, biological process: cytoplasmic microtubule organization. Lineage: Eukaryota; Metazoa; Chordata; Actinopteri; Siluriformes; Bagridae. The transcript has 18 exons. Gene Ontology annotation, cellular component: microtubule plus-end; cytoplasm; nucleus. Gene Ontology annotation, molecular function: microtubule plus-end binding.
GUCGUAUUGUUUGCGUCAUCAUAUGCGGAAGUGGAUAUGAAGAAGCCGUUGCAGUAUGGAGGAGGAAAGGAAAAUGAGAUCCUUAUUAUGAACAGUAGAGCGCUGGAGUCUUAACGAGCAAAGCCGCUCGUUUCCUCCGUAUAAACACGCAGUGGGAUAUGCUCUCCUGGUUUUCUGGUUGUACUUCAAAAAUGAGAAAAGAAGUAACGCUGAUCUGAAGGAGGAGAUGACUAAAGAGGAAGUGCUGAAGGAGCCCUCAGCAGAAGACGCAGUCCUGGACCGGUCCAGUGUUCAUUCCCACACUCCUGCUCGCCCUGUUAUUCAUCAGGUGGCAUCCGUCCCCAUGCCCUCCGACUCUGACUUCUCUUUCUUUGACCCCAGUGAUCCCCAGUGUAGGUUGGUGCUGUUAGAUCCCUGUACCACAGUGCCUGAGCUUUUUGCGGUGCUCAGACAGUGGGUCCCUCAAGUGCAGAAGAACAUUGAACUCAUCGGUAACGAGAUUCUGAAGAGAGGUUGCGGUGUCAAUGACAGAGAUGGUCUUACCGACAUGAGCCUGCUGCAUUACUGCUGCAAAGCUGGUGCACCAGGCAUAGUAUUGCUGUUUCACAACACUUCUAUAAGGAAGAAGCUAAUGUCAGGUGACGCAGAGAAAGCAGCGAGUUUUGCCCGGAAGCUCUUAUCUCUGGGAGCAGACCCAUCUCUGCGCAGCCGCUGGACCAACAUGAGCGCCCUUCAUUAUGCUGCCUACUUCGAUGUUCCUCACCUCAUCCGUGUGGUGUUGCAGGCUUCACAGCCGGGAGAAGUGGACGCCACCUGCAGUGAUUUUGACUUCGGCACUGCCCUGCACAUCGCUGCUGCUAACCUCUGUACCACUGCAGUCCGCUGUCUGUUGGAGCUCGGAGCUAAUCCUGCAUUCAGGAACGAUAAGGGACAGUGUCCUGUAGACGUGGUGCCCGAGCCGCUGGACAUGCCUCUUGAGAUGGCAGAUGCUGCGGCUCAGGCUAAAGAGCUAAGGAUGUUGUUGAGGGAUGUUCUACCCCAACCCGUCACUCCUCGGCAUCUCGUACCCGGGCACCCCUUCGACCUUCACUCGGAGAAGGCCCGAGCACAUCUCGCUAAUAUGGGCAUCCACCUCGGAGACAAGGUUGUCAUCGCUGGCCAGAAGGUGGGGACCCUGCGCUUCUGUGGCAGCACCGAGUUUGCCGGGGGUCUGUGGGCUGGUGUGGAGCUUCAGCAGCCGGAGGGGAAGAAUGACGGAUCUGUAGCUGGUGUUCACUACUUCACCUGCCGUAUGAAACACGGAAUCUUUGCUCCGCUUUCUAAAAUCAGUAAAUUCUCAGAGCGACGCCGACCCGUCCCUCGUCGAUCUGCUGCUCCUCUUCGCCCUCCUCGCCACAUUGACCUCUCGAGGGUCAAGUCGAAAGUCGACACAGGUUUAGCAUCAAUAAAGUCGAGGUCCUUACCAACACUCGCAAUUGGUGCGGACAUUCAGACAGGUGCUCUGUCACGCAGCUGCUCCACGUCAUCGUCCUCUCUGGACUCCCAACAAAUCUCUGUCCUAAAACCUCCGAUUCCUGCGCCUAGACAGAGACGUCCCCUUCGUCCUCGCCAGGAACGGACACCUUCAAACUCCAGAUCUACUCCUCCACCAUCCUCGCAGUGUGGCAUGGCGCGCAGCAGGACUCCGUCUGCCUGUAGCUCAGUCUCAGAUGGUCCCAUGUUGCGCUUGGGAGAGCGAGUUCUUGUGAUCGGUCAGAGGACAGGAGUUGUCCGAUUCAACGGCAAGACCGGCUUUGCCCCAGGUAUUUGGCUUGGGAUUGAACUGGAUAAACCCAGUGGGAAGAACGACGGCUCUGUCGGAGGCGUGAAGUAUUUCAGCUGCCCGCCAAAACAUGGAGUGUUUGCUCCGCCUUCACGAGUGCAGCGGAUCCAUGGCUCUGUGGACUGCCUGUCAGAACUGUCGUCCUCCCGAUACAAUCGCACUCUUAACGGUAUGCGUCGUAGUUUGAGCACUACUUCAGCCAUUGCCACACAGCGAGAGCCAAAUCGGAAGACUCAAGCUAACCGAAACUAUUUGUCCAGCACACGCCGGUGGUGGAGCUCUCUCAGUCACGCCUCGGCUGCAGCGUCUCCUCGGGGUUCAGGCACUCUAGGUGGCACCGUCAGCACUUCUAGCACGGACGGCGCUGUCAAACUGCACCUGGGCAUGCAGGUCCUGCUCAGCAGUGCCAACGAAAUGGGCACCAUCCGCUACUUUGGCACUGCUGACUUUGCACCAGGCCUCUGGCUAGGCCUGGAGCUGCGCAGUGCUAAGGGGAAGAAUGAUGGUUCAGUUGGCUCUAGGCGCUACUUCAGCUGUCGGCCUCUCCACGGAGUCCUGGUGCGCCCGAGCAGGGUCACCUACCGCGGUAUUAACGGAGCCAAGCUGGUGGACGAAAGCAGCUGAGACCACAGGCUAUUAUCAUUCUCCCACCACUUUCACCUGUCUCAGCUCUGCCACGCUCUUUUUCUUCUUUAGUAAAUAAGCACCUGGAUGGAUGGAGGGACAAUAUGCUGCCAGAGGAUGAGAUGAAGCACUUUGAAAGCACAAAGGACAGGGUUAUUAGUCAGCAAUUCAGUCUGUGUAAUGAGAUUUAUUGUGUGUUGUUUGGGUUCUGGAUGAUGUUUACCGGGGAAUUGAGUUCAGUCAUUUGUUUUCUUACUAAAGAAAGUUCACCUUGGAAGUGAGGUCAGUUAUUUAAGUUCUACUUAAUUAAGUUAUUAUUGAGUGAAAUCUGAGUUACUUAGUGAUCGUGAUUGUUUUUUGGUUUGCUUGUUUUUCUGAGAGCUAAUUAUUUGAUUUGAUUUGCUGAGUGAAGAGCUGAACAGUAGCAAUUUGUAAGCACUUUAAGCAAAAUAUUGCGGAUUAUGACAAUGACUCUCAUCCAGCAUAAGUAAAUGAACAUGAAUGUCAGGUCAUAAAGCAUUUCUAAGGCAUUGUUUCUGAACAUGCAUUACGCUUUAGAGCAGAAUUUGCUAUACAUCAUGAAUUGUUAACAUGAUGAUCUGUAAGUAAUGCCCAUCGAAUAUUAGAACACAGUUGCCAUGGCAACCGAGCGCUUUUUCAGUGUUCAUUUAAUGUGCUAUUAACGGUGCUUAUAAUGCAUUCUGCAUCCAGUUUAUACGUGUAUUAUAAUUACUGCUAUAAACAGUAAUGUCAUUUCAUAAAUGAUUCGGACAGUGUGUAUAAUGCCAUAUGAAUGCUUUAGAAGGUCAUUAUACUGUACGUAUGGCCUUCGUAGAAAGUGUUACCGUAGGGUGUUAAUUUCUUCCUCUCCUUUCCUUCCUUUUUUUCCUUCAUGAUUUGUGCUAAAGGACAGCGCAUAGCCUGUGAGAAAGUUUCUUCCAUAUUGAGAACGAGGCCAAGAUCACAGCAUACACUAGCACUUUAAUAGUGUUACUACUGAACUCCUACAUGUUUCUUUUCCCUCCCAAGAAUCAUUUUGAAAUCGUUUGCUGAGAAUAGCUUUAUGUUCAGUGUUGCUAUUUUUACUCUGAUGUUCAUUUUUGUCAUAGAAAGAUAGAAACGGAAUUCGAUCUUUCUCUCAAAGCGUUUGCCUUGUCAGAGUCCGCGAACUCACCUUUAGCAUUUAUCCUCUUUCAUUUGCCUUCUGAAUGUAUCUUCAGGAAAUAAAAUUUCCAAACGAAUUA